This is a messenger RNA of Rotaria sp. Silwood2, 348 nucleotides long. The record is from the annotation of a GenBank genome assembly. NCBI's taxonomy places the organism in Eukaryota, Metazoa, Rotifera, Eurotatoria, Philodinida, Philodinidae.
AUGCCAAUGAAACGGGGUCAUGUGUCAGCUCCUCAAAAUACGUUUAUUGAUACAAUUAUACGUAAAUUCGACUCACAAAAUCGUCGAUUUCUUAUAUCCAAUGCUCAAUUGGUAAAUAAACCAAUAAUUUAUUGUAAUGAUGCAUUUUGCGAUUUAACUGGAUAUUCACGUGCAGAUAUAAUUCAAAAAGCUUGUACUUGUGAAUUUUUAUAUGGAGCUGAAACAAGUGAAAAAGCUGCAAAACAAAUUCGACAUGCUUUGCAAGGAAGUGAUGAAAAAGAAGUUGAUAUUAUUUUGUAUAAGAAUAAUGGUAAAUUUUUCGUUUCAAAUGUUGUUUUUUUCAGUUAA